AUGCCAUCUGAAUCCCCAACAAGCGCUUGGUUGAAAACCAAUGGCACCAAACCAAAAUCCAGAGUCAAAGCGCAAGGUCCUUCUCCACAGGCUCCAUCGCUUAGCGGAUCUACAGACAUUAUCGCACAAUCAGCCCCGGCCAACGACUUUGAAGUCGAAGUUCAAGCCAUCCAAAUUGUGCUGGAGGGUUUGAAGAGUGUCUUCAUGCCAUCAGACCACUCCAACGAGGUCAUCCUUGAUGCUCUCCAGCAAGUACAACUAGAGCCAAUAUGUUUUUAUAAUGUCCCUUACCACGAGUUUGCAAUGGUGCUGGAUGCAAUCAGCAACAAAGGGGAUUUUCUGUACUGUCUUGCAAACGAGAUCACAUCUGCACUCUCGAGCGCAAUUUGUAGCAUCCAGUACAAGCGAUCUCUAUUGAUGAUCAACAUCAUACCUGGUCGCAUCUCAUCUAACGAAAUAUUCACCAUCCCCGAUCUGCAGAUCACAUUGACCCCCACCACUAAGAAGCCAUCAGCGACUCUAGAGAAUGUUCUAAGAAUUUGGUCUGCGAAAUUUUUGGAUUUUUUGGAAAAGCCGGAAUCCACAUUUUUUCUCCCAGUACUGACUGAACGAAAGUCAUGCCUCCGUCUAAGUCAUGGUGAAAAUUCGUCAGGACGGCAGGCUGAGAUGGGCCAAAGCCCACCCAUUGACAAGAAAAUUAUCGGGAUCGACUGGAUCGACAAUGGGAUACUCAGCUAUGGUUUGAUUCCACCCAUGAACAAUGCCAUGAUCAAGUAG
Suillus clintonianus is the source of this 777-nucleotide messenger RNA. RefSeq lists its product as uncharacterized. The coding region runs from base 1 to 777 and encodes 258 amino acids. The record is from RefSeq and is a predicted model, not a curated record. Lineage: Eukaryota; Fungi; Basidiomycota; Agaricomycetes; Boletales; Suillaceae. The transcript is spliced from 4 exons.